AUGCAGAAGCUCCGAAUCACUUUCUGGGUGGUGUACUCCUAUGAGCGUAUCUGUGCCUUUUUUACCGGUCGCCCCUCCGGAUUUCUUGACUCACACAUAGACGUCUCGUUUCCCGAGGACCUUCCUGACUGCAAUCGCCAAACACCGUGCGGCGAGCCCAUGAAAAGCUCGGACGGUCCCCUGACGGAAUGCGCAUACCUGAGGGCAAUGGCACAAAUUGGGCAACUGAUAGAAAAGGUCUCCAGCGGUAUAUUCUCUUCAUCUAACUUGCACACAAUAUACGACCAUCGCAAGCUAAACACCACGAUUUUGGAGUGUGAUGCCGCGCUGCAGCAGAUUGAGCGCUCCUUACCCUCUUAUCUACAAUUUGCCAGUCUAAACCGUCCCAAGAGCGAGGUGUGGCGGGAGAUCCAGUGUACACAUCUUGGGCUCGCGUUCCACUUAAUUAAAAUGAUGACUCGUAGGCCCGCCAUGGUAUAUUGCAGCAUAGUUGGAUCUGAACAAAAUUGCGCAUCUGGAUUACCAGAAGUCGAAAGUCUUCAGGCCUCAAUCAAUCUUUCAAUUCUGUCUGCCAAGGAGAUUAUCAAUAUUGCCAGCAGCGCCAUCAUGGAGAGGGCCACAUGCAUCCGAAACGAUGCAUCGGUGGCUAACUAUAUUGUGUCAGCAUGCGUGACCCUGCUUUAUGAUGUUCUAAAUACAUCCGUCACUGUCGAACAUGCCUUGGAUAUCUUCACGUCAGUGGAACGCGGAAUUCAGUGCCUUGAUAAAAUGGAGCAUCACGGGCCAAUUACCGGAAAGGCAUUAAGCUUGGAUAUCAUGAAAUGUGCUAAGGAUGCUCUAUUCCUGUCCACGUGCGAGGUUGAUCUGGAAGAGAACUUAGCAGGCAGUUUUCCCUGGCUCAAUGAUGGAUAUCUCUCUGCAAGGACAGAAGAGCUAUUUAAUUCCCUGGAAGAGCAGAUUGACUAUGCUUCUGAGAUUCCGCCUCAGCCGUUCCAGCAACUUGCCGAAGGGAAUGAUUUUCUUUCGGCAAGCAUUUCCGGCGUCGAUUACAUGUCCUAUUGGCUGAAGGGCAAUGCUACGGGGCCAGAUGUUUCCGACUAUCUAUAUGAAAUCCCACUAUAA
Messenger RNA from Aspergillus neoniger CBS 115656, 1122 nucleotides. Its product is annotated as fungal specific transcription factor domain-containing protein. The record is from RefSeq and is a predicted model, not a curated record. Lineage: Eukaryota; Fungi; Ascomycota; Eurotiomycetes; Eurotiales; Aspergillaceae. The transcript is spliced from 2 exons. The coding region runs from base 1 to 1122 and encodes 373 amino acids.